Coffea arabica (coffee) is the source of this 6355-nucleotide messenger RNA. NCBI's taxonomy places the organism in Eukaryota, Viridiplantae, Streptophyta, Magnoliopsida, Gentianales, Rubiaceae. The record is from RefSeq and is a predicted model, not a curated record.
GAUCCAUUUCGGAGGAGCUCAGCAAAAUGCCCUUCGUGACGGAGGGAAACAGAACAACCGAGCACCGCCGUGCUUCCUCUUCUUCCGAAUUUCCUGUCUGUCAGAUCACUAAUUGAAUUCAUCUAACCUAGUAAUAACUCCCCUUUCAUCAUUCAGUUCGCUUUUCUGUAUUCACCCCGGUUAAAAACCCUCCACCUCCACUCAAACACUCUCUUAAACCCCCCCGUUCCCUUCUUCCUCAGUCCCCACUGUACAGUUUAAUUUUCUUUCCCUCCCUCUAAUUUUCGCUGCUCCUUACCCUGAGCCUAACUUACCAGUUUUACCGGAGGAAUCGUUUUUUAAUCGUCUACAAUGAGUCCAGUUCAGAAUUUCGAGCAACAUUCUCACCACCUCGUCGAACCCGACCUCCCAAUUAAGACGAGGUUACAGAUGGCAAUGGAGGUUCGGGAUAGUUUGGAGAUAACACAUACGGGGGAGUAUUUGAACUUUUUGAAGUGUUAUUUUCGAGCAUUUUCAGUAAUUUUAUAUCAUAUUACGAAGCCGCAAUUUACUGAUAACCCUGAGCAUAAGCUGAGAAAUAUUGUGGUUGAAAUUCUGAACCGUUUGCCACAUAGUGAGGUUUUAAGACCAUUUGUUCAGGAGCUUCUUAAAGUGGCAAUGCACGUGUUGACUACCGAUAACGAAGAAAAUGGCUUAAUUUGUAUUCGUAUUAUAUUUGACUUGCUUAGGAAUUUUAGACCUACACUAGAGACUGAAGUUCAGCCCUUUUUAGAUUUUGUUUGCAAGAUUUAUCAGAAUUUUAGGGUUACUGUUAGUUACUUUUUCGAGAGCGGGGCUGUGGCAGUUCCCCCACCUGUUGCAUCAGGGUCAUUGGGGUCUGCAUUGAGUGGGGAUGAUGGGAAGCCGAUGGAUGUUUCUGAUCAAGUGGGCCCCUCAGGCGGGCAUGUUACGCAAGGGCAGCUUAAUCCUAGUACUAGGUCAUUCAAGGUUGUCACAGAGAGCCCUUUGGUGGUGAUGUUUCUGUUUCAGUUGUAUAGCCGGCUUGUUCAGACAAAUAUUCCACAUUUGUUGCCGCUAAUGGUGGCUGCCAUAUCAGUUCCGGGGCCUGAGAAGGUUGCUCCUCAUUUAAAGAAUCACUUUACUGAGCUCAAGGGUGCACAGGUUAAGACAGUUUCAUUCUUAACUUACCUGCUGAAGAGUUUUGCUGAUUAUAUUAGACCACAUGAAGAAAGCAUUUGCAAAAGCAUUGUGAACCUGCUUGUCACGUGUUCUGAUUCUGUUUCUAUACGAAAGGAAUUGUUGGUAGCUCUAAAACAUGUUCUUGGAACUGAUUUUAAGCGGGGUUUGUUUCCUCUAAUUGACACGCUAUUGGAGGAAAGGGUCCUUGUUGGAACCGGGAGAGCAUGCUUUGAGACUUUAAGGCCUUUGGCCUACAGUUUACUGGCAGAGAUUGUUCAUCAUGUUAGGGGAGAUCUUUCUUUGUCUCAGUUAUCGAGGAUCAUUUACUUGUUCUCAAGUAACAUGCAUGAUGCUUCAUUGUCACUCAGCAUUCAUACUACGUGUGCUCGCUUGAUGUUAAAUCUGGUAGAGCCAAUUUUUGAGAAAGGCGUUGACCAGCCAACGAUGGAUGAAGCACGAAUUUUAUUGGGUCGAAUUUUGGAUGCUUUUGUUGGAAAAUUUAAUACUUUCAAGCGCACUAUUCCCCAGCUACUGGAAGAGGGAGAAGAUGGGAAGAAUAGGUCAACUUUAAGGUCAAAAUUAGAACUUCCAGUCCAGGCAGUGCUAAAUCUGCAAGUUCCUGUGGAGCACUCCAAGGAAGUUAGUGAUUGUAAGCAUCUGAUUAAAACAUUGGUCAUGGGAAUGAAGACCAUUAUUUGGAGCAUCACUCAUGCACAUCUACCCCGAUCACAGGUUUCACCAUCAACACAUGGGACAUCAUCUCAAAUUCUUGUUUCUGCAACAUCAGGUUCAUCAGUACCACAGUCCUUCAAAGGGAUGAGAGAAGAUGAGGUGUGGAAAGCGUCUGGCGUAUUGAAGAGUGGUGUGCAUUGCUUGGCUCUGUUCAAGGAGAAGGAAGAGGAAAGGGAAAUGAUUCAUCUCUUUUCCCAAAUUCUGGCUAUUAUGGAACCCCGAGAUUUGAUGGACAUGUUCUCCUUGUGCAUGCCUGAGCUGUUUGAGUGCAUGAUUUCAAAUACUCAGCUGGUCCACAUCUUUUCAACCCUUCUGCAGGCAGCUAAGGUUUUUCGGCCAUUUGCAGAUGUUUUGGUGAAUUUCCUUGUGACUAGUAAACUUGAUGUUCUGAAGCAGCCAGAUUCACCUGCAGCAAAACUUGUUUUGCAUCUUUUCCGCUUCUUAUUUGGUGCUGUUGCAAAGGCCCCUUCGGACUGCGAACGCAUUUUACAGCCUCACGUGCCUGUUAUAAUGGAAUCUUGCAUGAAAAAUGCAACUGAGGUUGAGAAACCAAUUGGUUACUUGCAACUUCUUAGAACAAUGUUUCAUGCACUUGCGGGUGGCAAGUUUGAACUUCUUCUCCGAGACUUGGUUCCUAUGCUGCUACCCUGCUUAAAUAUGCUGUUGGCUAUGCUUGAAGGACCUACCGGUGAAGACAUGAGGGAACUUCUUCUGGAACUCUGUCUAACUCUGCCUGCAAGGUUAAGCUCAUUGUUACCUCAUCUUCCUCGCCUUAUGAAGCCUCUGGUGAUGUGUCUAAAAGGAAGUGAUGACCUAGUUAGUCUUGGUUUAAGGACACUUGAGUUCUGGAUUGAUAGUUUGAAUCCUGAUUUCUUAGAGCCGAGUAUGGCGAAUGUCAUGUCUGAGGUGAUUUUGGCAUUAUGGUCUCAUUUGAGACCUGCACCCUAUCCUUGGGGUGGAAAAUCAUUGCAACUUCUUGGUAAAUUGGGUGGUCGUAAUAGACGUUUUCUCAAAGAACCUCUUGCACUUGAAUGCAAGGAGAAUCCAGAGCAUGGACUUAGAUUGAUUCUUACAUUUGAACCCUCCACACCUUUUUUGGUUCCACUUGAUCGUUGCAUAAAUCUUGCUGUGGCUGCUGUCAUGAACAAAAAUGGUGGGGUGGAUCCGUUUUACCGAAAGCAGGCUCUAAAGUUUGUCCGUGUAUGCUUGUCAUCUCAACUUAAUUUGCCAGGGAUUGUUACUGAUGAGGGAUCAACAUCUAGGCAGUUGUCAACUCUCUUAGUUUCAUCUGUUGACCCAUCUUGGAGAAGAUCUGAGACAGUAGAAAUGAAGGCUGACUUGGGUGUCAAGACGAAGACCCAACUCAUGGCUGAGAAAUCUGUGUUUAAGAUUCUCUUGAUGACCAUCAUUGCUGCAAAUGCUGAACCUGAUUUGCAUGAUGCUAAUGAUGACUUUGUUCUCCAUGUUUGCCGCCAUUUUGCCAUGAUAUUCCACAUUGACAAUUCUCUGACACAUACAUCAAUUGGUGCCUCUUCACUUGGUGGUCCUCUUCUUGCUCCCAGCUCCAGUAUUAGUUCAAAAUCAAGAAAUACUGGACCUUCUAACCUGAAAGAGUUGGACCCAUUAAUAUUCUUGGAUGCUUUGGUAGAUGUACUGGCAGAUGAAAAUAGACUUCAUGCUAAAGCAGCUCUAGAUGCUCUGAACAUAUUUGCUGAGACACUUCUGUUUCUUGCUCGCUCAAAGCAUUCAGAGAUUUUAAUUUCAAGAGGUGGUCCUGGCACACCUAUGGUUGUUUCUAGUCCAUCAAUGAGUCCUGUGUAUUCACCACCUCCAAGCGUACGUGUUCCAGUUUUUGAGCAACUCCUGCCACGGCUUCUACAUUGUUGCUAUGGCAGUACUUGGCAAUCACAAAUUGGAGGAGUUAUUGGCCUUGGUGCUAUGGUUGGGAAGGUUACUGUUGAAAUUUUAUGCCAUUUUCAAGUACGGAUUGUUCGGGGGCUAGUAUAUGUUCUCAAAAGGCUUCCUAUCUAUGCAUCAAAAGAGCAGGAAGAAACUAGUCAGGUGCUAACCCAAAUUCUUCGUGUGGUGAAUAAUGUUGAUGAGGCAAACAGUGAAGCUCGCAAACAAAGUUUCCAAGGAGUUGUUGAAUACCUAGCAUCUGAGCUGUUCAAUGCAAACUCAUCCAUUAAUGUAAGAAAGAUCGUGCAGUCUUGUUUGGCACUUCUGGCAAGUAGGACAGGCAGUGAGGUUUCUGAGUUACUUGAACCUUUGUACCAACCUUUGCUUCAGCCUCUUAUCUUGCGGCCUCUUCGGUCAAAAACUGUUGACCAACAAGUUGGGACGGUCACAGCUUUGAAUUUCUGCCUAGCUUUGAGGCCUCCUCUGCUUAAGUUGACUCAGGAGCUAGUCAAUUUCCUGCAAGAGGCUUUGCAAAUUGCUGAAGCUGAUGAAACUGUUUGGGUUGUGAAAUUUAUGAACCCAAAGGUGGCCUCAUCAUUGAAUAAGCUACGGACGGCUUGCAUUGAACUGCUGUGUACUGCUAUGGCGUGGACGGAUUUUAAAACACAGAAUCACUCUGAAUUGCGUGCAAAAAUCAUUUCUAUGUUUUUCAAAUCUCUAACAAGUCGGACACCUGAAAUUGUAGCUGUUGCAAAGGAAGGUCUAAGACAGGUUAUACUUCAGCAAAGAAUGCCUAAAGAACUUCUGCAAAGCAGCCUGAGGCCUAUCUUAGUUAAUUUGGCACAUACAAAAAAUUUGAGCAUGCCUCUUCUGCAAGGGCUGGCCCGUCUGCUUGAGCUUUUGUCCAACUGGUUCAAUGUAACUUUAGGCGGUAAAUUGUUGGAGCAUCUGAAAAAAUGGUUAGAACCUGAAAAGCUUGCGCAGACUCAGAAGUCUUGGAAGGCUGGUGAAGAACCUAAAAUUGCUGCUGCAAUUAUUGAGCUUUUCCACCUGCUUCCUUCGGCUGCUGGGAAAUUCCUUGAUGAGCUUGUAACUUUGACUAUUGAUUUGGAAGGUGCCCUUCCACCAGGGCAGUUCUAUAGCGAGAUUAACAGUCCUUAUCGCCUUCCUCUCACUAAGUUUCUAAAUCGAUACCCAGCUGCAGCUGUUGAUUAUUUUCUUUCUCGGUUAUGUCAACCCAAAUACUUCCGCAGGUUUAUGUAUAUCAUACGGUCGGAUGCUGGCCAACCCUUGAGAGAAGAACUUGCUAAGUCACCUGAAAAGAUAAUAGCAAGUGCAUUUCCUGAAUUUUUACCCAAAUCUGAUGCAUCAACAGCCCAGGGAUCUUUUAACCAUCCCACCACUGUGGGGAGCGACGAAUCACUUGGCUAUAAACCUGAGAGUUUAAUUCCGAUUUCUACCAGCACUAGUGGAUUGGCAGAUGCUUAUUUCCAGGGUCUUGCUUUGAUCAAGACUUUGGUUAAACUGAUGCCUAGCUGGUUGCAGAGUAAUCGGGUUGUUUUCGACACAUUAGUUCUUCUGUGGAAGUCACCAGCAAGAAUUUCACGGUUACAAAACGAGCAGGAGUUGAAUUUGGUGCAAGUAAGUUUACUGCUAAUCUGAAAGUUCAUAGCCUAAAAUUUCUUGCCUAAAAUGAAAAUGAGCAGAAUUUCAGAUAUCUGUUUCAUGGUUGGAAAGUUAUCUGUCUUGAUUUUGACAUGACCAGGAUAACCAUACUUUAUGAUUGAUGUAUCUGUUGGUGCUGCCAGUGACAAAUCAUUUAUAUGAUGUCUGAUGUGUUGAUUUGUAGUGUUCUUAUGUUGUUGUAGUCAUGGUUUUUUCCUGCCUCCUUGCAAUGUUUAUUUUUUCCUGGGGUUAGGUUAAGUGUACCUCUUUGCUAUCACUUAUACUUCUCAUAUCAUUUUUGUUCUGUCACUAGUUUUCAAUCUACAUCAUACCUAGGGUCUCUUUUUCCUUACGUGUGGGGAGAGGGUUGAUUUAAUGGUCGAGGAAGAAUCUUGGCCUCUCUAAUCUCUAUUGUGAAGUCAAAAGGAGAAAAAGCAGGUAAAAAGGUUUCAGAUAAUUAUGAUGCCAUGAACACUUAAGGCUUCUCCGACCUUUUCUUGUGGGAUUGGUUGCUUUGCUUGAACUUAAACUUUAUGCUGUGUCAUGCACCAUCAGCCCAGCAUUUGAAUGGACAUAUCUGUGUGCGAUUAUCAGAUUUGUAAGUUGUUGAAUGUUCUUCCUGUCUUUUUUGAAUGUACAUAUCUACGGCUUCAAGUUUGAAAGGUGCAAUUGUUUUCUGAUGUUGGUGGGCUAAUUGUUGUGCCUUUCAACUCUCCUGACUUGGAGGUCUUUAUGAUACAACUGUCUUGUGCUUGUAUGACAAGAUUUUUCCAAAUCUGUGGCCAAGUUUUUAUUAAUUGGCAAUAGCUGCAGUUCACCUAAAUGGUUUUAAUCCCUCCCUAACUAGUCAACCUCGACAAAUUUGGAAUUCAGGGAAGGU